AUGAAUGAUGUUUUGUUUUCCUCGCAGACAUACAACCAAGGUAUUGAACUAGCCUGCCAAAAGGAAAAGGAAUUUGUGAAGCACUCUGUGGAAUGCACCUGGAAUCUAGCAGAAGCCCAGCAAAAACUCGGCAGUUUAGUACUGCAUAGUUCAGAGUCUGUGGACCAGGAAUUUGCCCAAGCAAAGACUGAAGUUUCAGAGUUGAGAUGGAGAGAGGAAGAGUGGAGAAGAAAAGAAGAAGCACUAAACCAGCGGGAAGGACAAAAUCUAUGGAAUACAGAUCCUGUUAGCAAGGAGGUAUUUAAUAAGAGUUUUAUUAAUCAAAAAAGGAAAGAAAUAGAAGAUGAAGAAGCACCUGAAUCAUUUAUGCAGAAACAUGAACAAAAGAUUAAACACUUUGGUAUGCUGAGCAGAUGGGAUGAUAGUCAAAGAUUUUUAUCUGACCACCCAUAUCUUGUAUGUGAAGAAACAUCCAAAUAUCUCCUGUUAUGGUGUUUUCAUCUAGAAGCUGAACAGAAAAGAGCUCUGAUGGAACAAGUAGCACACCAAGCAGUUGUAAUGCAAUUUAUUAUAGAAAUUGCAAAAAGUUGUAAUGUAGAUCCAAGAGGCUGUUUUCGCCUUUUUUUCCAAAAAGCCAAAACAGGAGAAGGCUAUUUUCAAGCUUUCAAAAAUGAACUUGAAGCAUUCAAAACAAGAGUGAGAAUCUGGUCACAAUCACAUGGCUUUCAAAAUAUGUUACUACAGGAUCCUAGUGUCUGUUCUGGUUUUAUAGGAGAACUAACAUCUUUGUCACAGAAUGCUGGUAGUCUACAAGAGUCCAUAAAUACAAAUGUCUGCAGUUUAAACUCUGUGGUACAAAGAGAUGAGGAGGAAUCCAAAAUGAUGGACACAGUAUAGUACUAUUAAGACUGAGGCCAAGUACUUUUUUUU
Molecule: messenger RNA, 930 nt
Organism: Nothoprocta perdicaria
Lineage: Eukaryota; Metazoa; Chordata; Aves; Tinamiformes; Tinamidae
Gene: CDC37L1
Product: cell division cycle 37 like 1
Exons: 6
Coding region: 1-897 (298 amino acids)
Biological process (GO): protein folding; protein stabilization
Cellular component (GO): cytoplasm
Molecular function (GO): protein-folding chaperone binding; heat shock protein binding
Source: RefSeq, a predicted model, not a curated record